AUGCCCGCCGUCGUCCUCGCGUUCCCCCUCGGCGCCGUCUCCGCGCGCCGCGCCGUCGUUCCCAACGGCACGCGCGAGAUGGCCCGAAACGCCACCGCGCUCCCCACGCGCUCCUCGCGAUUCCCGCUCGCGUGCCGCGCGGAGCGCGUCUCGGGCUACUCCACCGUCGGCGUCGCCAAGGGCAGGAAACGACGGGUCAUCAAACCCCUGACCGGCAAUCCCGCGCCCCCCGCGCUCGACGCCGAGCUCCUCGGCGACAACGCGACCGAUUGCCCCAGCGACGGGUGCUCCAUCGAGACUUCCAUGCCGGACGCCGACCACGACGCGCCGACGCGCGGCGCCAUGUCCUCGGGAUCCUCCACCGAGGAGGCGCACGAGUGCCAGCAGGCGCAGAUCGAGUCCCUCAGGGCCCUGCGCGAGGUCACCGCCCCCGCCGUUCGCCGCAAGCGCCGCGUGCUCAAGCCCCUGUCCAAGAACCCCGAUCCAUCCGCCACGUGGGGCACCGUGGACGUCGAGGAGGGCAACUGCCCGUCCGACGGAUGCUCCAUCGAGUACGCCGCCCCGGCGGACGACUCCGCGCCGAUUCGACGCCGCGGCUACCAGGCCACCAAGCACUCCAACGAGGAGGCCAGGGAGAAGUGGCGCGCGCAGCUGCAAAACCUGAAGGAGCAGCGCGCCGCGGAUGAGAAGAAGAUCCGAGCCGCGCUCGAAGCCGCCGCUUCUCUUGACGACGACGAAACGGCGGCAAUGACCGAGGAGCAGAAGGCCAAGGCCAAGGCGCAGAAGGAGGCGUUCUACUUCUCCGUCGCGGGCCUCACCGCGCUCACGGGCCUCGGGUUCCUGCACCCGGAGACGGCCGCCGCCGCGAUAAACUCCCCGGCGGCCAUCGACCCGUUUUUCCAGUUUAACCCCGUGUGCCCCGCGUCGGACGGGGUGUUCCGCGUCGGCCAACGAGCCGCGCUGGCGCUCGCGGGGGACCAGAACAUCGAGAACUACCGACCUUUGAUCAACGACGUGCUGAUCCGCGUGCGCACCGAGCUCUGCGUCCUCGAGUCGUUCUCGCGCGAGACGGCGCUGCCGUUCAUCAAGGAGAAGGGCCUGGGUUGGGUCUUACCCAUUCACGAGACGAGCGAGACGUACCUCGCGGGCGUCGUCUUCAUGGUUGGCGCCAACUUCAUCCUACUCGGAUCCACCAAGGUGGUCGCGAUCCUCGCCAUCUACCACGACCUGUCGCUGGGUCUCGUCGCGCGUGGCGCGGGACGGCUUUUGGGCAUGGCCACCCCGGAGGCUGAGGAGGAGAAACGCGAAAGGGAGUUUAACGAGCUCAUGGAGAAGCAGAUGGCGGAGGUGAAGGGUCUGAUGAUGAACCCGCUGUUGUCGCGCGGGGACAGGGAGAAGCAGACGGCGGAGGUGAACGCGCGGUACGCGGCGAUGAUGGAGGACACCAAGGCGGCGGCGGACGUGCGGGCGAAGGGCGACGAGACGAGCGCGCUGAGCAAGGCGAGGAAAGGCGCGGGCGCGGUUGCUGUGCCGCUGCGAUUGUACGGGAAGGCGUCGGGGCUGUUUCGCCAGGGGUGCGAGGUUUUCGACACGUUCUGCAGCCGGUACUUCGUGGCGUUCACCGUGACGUACAUCAUCGUCAAGACGGCGCACUACGUGUUCUUCCCGACCAUCCUGGACGGCGUCGGCAAGCAGAUUGGCGCGUGACGGCUUUUCGCGCAGGAAGAUUAUUAAUUUAUUUUAUAACGAAUUCAUUCGGAGACUGUU
Messenger RNA from Micromonas commoda, 1767 nucleotides. RefSeq lists its product with no specific name. The record is from RefSeq and is a predicted model, not a curated record. NCBI's taxonomy places the organism in Eukaryota, Viridiplantae, Chlorophyta, Mamiellophyceae, Mamiellales, Mamiellaceae. The coding region runs from base 1 to 1707 and encodes 568 amino acids. The transcript has a single exon.